Messenger RNA from Erythranthe guttata (spotted monkey flower), 1093 nucleotides. RefSeq names its product calcium homeostasis regulator (gene PDE329). Gene Ontology annotation, biological process: photosystem I assembly. Lineage: Eukaryota; Viridiplantae; Streptophyta; Magnoliopsida; Lamiales; Phrymaceae. The record is from RefSeq and is a predicted model, not a curated record.
AAACGAGAGGCCAGAAUUCAACCGCCCAACUUCUCAAAGGAGAGAAAGAAAAGAAAAAAAAUGGCGGUCCUCUCCUCCUUCCAAACAAACCCCUAUUCCUCCCACAUCUACACCGCCACCAGCAAGCCCAGCCCACCGUCUCUACUCUACACGCGCCGCCUCCACAGAACUCGCCGGAGCCGCCGCAAUGAUCAGAACGGCGGAUAUCUCGUCGUCAGAGCUUACAUGGAGGAAUCGAACUCGAUUUCCGGUUUCGUGAACAAAGUAAUCGGCUCGCUGCCGGUGGUGGGGCUAUUCGCCAGAAUUAUCAGCGACGAAGGCGGCGUCGGCGGAGAUAUUAUCGAUUUUGCAGAGUUUAGAAGGAGAGUUGGGAAUAAGUGCUCCGUUAAUGAUUCCAGAGCUUUGUUUGAGCUUCAAGAUCGACGUGGCAAGGCAGGUGACCCGCUGUAUGUGCUACUAUGUUGUUGGGUAGCUGCUGUUGGUGCCGGUCUCCUCAAAACCGAGGAGAUUUUGGAGGGAGUUUCGAGGCUUCGGAUUUCCGAUGAUAUUGAAUUUGAGGAGGAAACCUUCAUUGCAAUGAUGAAUGAAUCAAGAGAGAGGCGAUCGAAACUGAGAACUCCUCCCCCUCCAAUUCCGAUGGAGAUUCGAGCUGAGAAAGCUCUAGAAGCAAUCUACGUAUGUUGCUUCGGGAGGGAUCUUAUAGAACAAGAAGACGAGGAAUUACUAUGCAUCAUCCUAAGUUCCGUCUUCCCCACGGUGGGAAAGAAAGAGAUCGAAAGAAUGGUGAGAGAGAAAGCGACGAGACUAUCUGAAGGUACCGAUGAAAUCAAGAUUCAAGAGCCGAAGCCAUUGCCGAAAGAAGCUGUGCAGCUGCAGAUGAAAGAUCUGCAGUUUCUCAGGGAAGGAAGCGACACACUGUAAAAACAUCCAUCUUUUGUUCCGAUCAAAUGCAAUUGAGAUAAUCGAUUAACGUGGUAUGUUUUAGGCACUACGAACUAGAAUAUGAAGAACAGAAGAAAAGCCCGUGAAAUUUCCGAUUUCUUUUCCUGAGUUCAUAUUUGAUGUAUAAAAUGUCUGCGCAAAUAUGUUACAC